GACAGCUGGCUGUGAACUGAUGUCCUCACUGUGUUUCUGAAGACUUCCUUUAGUGAGAAGCAGAUUAACUUUGUGCUUGUUGGAGUUUCUACAGGAAGAUGAAGAUGUUUGUGGUGUUUGUGAUCCUCGUGCACGUUUCCCAGCAUGCCUCAGCUGUGGAGCUGUAUGAGGGGGAGGAGUUUGUCCUGCUGCCCUGUGAGUUUCUCACCUUUGACCUGGACGACCCCACAGCGGUGUGGAGCCGCUACGAUCUUGAUCCUCCAACCGUCCACCAGCGUCAGCAGGAAGGUGAUGAACUUAAAGACCAAAACCAGCUUUACAGCGGCCGAACAUCCAUGAUGACUGACGCUCUGGAAACUGGAGACCUCAGCCUUAACCUAACAAAACUCCAGCUCUCCGACAGCGGCAGCUACACCUGCACCGUCAGAGCAGCAGGAGGACAAUGGAGAGUGACAGAGAUACAGCUGCAGGUCAAAGAACGAUUUCCAUCCUGGGCCAAAGUUCUCCUGGUUCUCCUGGUUCUCCUGGUUGCUGCUGGGUGUCUUUUGGUACAUUUCCGGCAGUAUUUCAUGUCAGUGUACCAGGUGGAGGUGGAGGAGGGGGUGGAGUCUGUCCUGCUGCCCUGCAAAACCACAGUUCACCUGCCUGAAGACGUAACAGUGGAGUGGAGGGACAGUUCAGUCUUCAACAGGAAGGUCCACGUAUAUAAGAACGGCUCUGACCAGCUUGAAGAACAGGACGAUCUUUACAGAGACCGAACAGAGAUGAAGAGAAACCUGCUGAGACCUGGAGACCUCAGUCUGACCCUGAAAUACCCCAAAGGCAGAGACAGUAACACCUACACCUGCACCGUCUACAGCAGGGAGAGACACAUCCUGAUGGAGAAACAAGUGGAGCUCGAAGUCAAAGUCUGUCAGGUGGAGGUGGAGGAGGGGGCGGAGUCUGUCCUGCUGCCCUUCAAGACCACAGUUCACCUCCCUGAGGACAUUAGAGUGAGGUGGAGACACUUUGAACCCCAAGCCAAAAAGACAGUCCACGUGUAUCAGAACGGCUCUGACCAGCCUGACCAACAGGACCAGGUUUACAAAAACCGAACAGAGAUGAAGGAACACCUGCUGAGAACUGGAGACCUCAGUCUGACCCUGAAAUCCCCCACAGUAAGAGACAGAGGACGAUACAGGUGCAAUGUCUUCAACAGUGACGGAAACAUCCAGAGAGGGAAAACUGUUCAUCUCAGGGUCAAAGGUCAGUAUGCAGACUGAGGUCAGACCUCCCACUGCAUGAAAAGCGUGAUUUUGGUCCCUGUAAACUGCCUUGACUCCCACUAGUCCUUGGCAGUUAUUGUCCUGGCUUUAUCAGUUUCACAAAGGGCAAACCAGGCUCAGGAGGAGCGACUAUGUCAAGCCAGGUGUAAGUAAUUGAGAUAAAUGUGCUUCAACAGAUUUCUUCACGAGACCACAUAGUCGCUCACAGAUUCAUUGAUGCUGAAAUGGAAAAGACGUGUGCAGCAUACUUUACAGCAAAGGAAGGUUAACGAUGACAAAAAGUAACAAGGGCACAGCAAACAAUAGAGGGGCGACUGAUGAAGUAAGUAGCUAAACAUAUCACUGCUCUUAACUGAA
Messenger RNA from Micropterus dolomieu (smallmouth bass), 1622 nucleotides. RefSeq lists its product as uncharacterized. The transcript is spliced from 5 exons. The record is from RefSeq and is a predicted model, not a curated record. Gene Ontology annotation, cellular component: external side of plasma membrane. Gene Ontology annotation, biological process: positive regulation of T cell proliferation; immune response; cellular response to lipopolysaccharide. NCBI's taxonomy places the organism in Eukaryota, Metazoa, Chordata, Actinopteri, Centrarchiformes, Centrarchidae. Bases 99 to 1262 code for a protein of 387 amino acids.